CCUUUGCCAUCCCCCCUUCUGGAAACUUAGACCUCUGAAGACCUCCCACCCCCCUUGGAUUUUUGAGGUUCUCAACUCCCCGGUGCGGAUGAAAGAUGCGACCAGCCAAUGUCCAAGGGUCGCGUCCAAUCAUUUGUGUUUUUCGCUAUAGACAGCAAUAAAAGCAUCAACUAUCUGCCAAUAGGCCCCUGCAAUCUAGCCCCGACUCCAUCCGGUUUAUGGAUUACACACGGUAAACCGUAAAUUUUCACCCGGGAUAAAUAAGUAGGAACUAAUUCAAUUUUGUCCGUGCUCUGGAUCCAAGAUGUAAUUAAUGUUUGCUCAGCGAUCCCGCGGUAAUGAGUGUCAGGUCAACAAUAGAAUAUUUGUAAGGUCACCGUGGUGACAUUGACAGUUGGGACAAUUAUCUACCCAAACAGAUUAUUCAUACGCACUCACGCAUCCCACCUAUAUCCUGUGUUUUGGCUCGUUUUGAACAACCUGUGGCUAUUACUCAUCCAAGCAAUGCUUCACAGUGAAAAAAUCCAACUAGAGCCGGUAGCUAUAGAGAAAUGUGAUGAUGAAGAUGAAGGUCAUAGCCUCUUAGACCAGUCACGACCGAAGAGCGAGCGCUUGGAUGACUACGUGUUGGUUAAAAUGAACCAGAUCAGGAAAACUAGCGGCUUCGCGUAUGGAUUUCUCAAAUCCCACGGCGAUUUUGCACGCUCAAAAACCUCAGCACGUCAUACAACAGCUAGUAGGACAGUCAACCCUGUGGAGGAUAAGAGCAAAAUGGCUAAACAAGACACAGUGUCGGACAAAUUCGCCUCUGUGACCGUCAACCUUAUAUCUGAGGUUGCAUCGGAACGCAAAGACGUCGAAGAAGACGAACGCAAAGCGCACGGGAGACUAGACUUGGGGCUGAUAGAUGAGACGGCUGACAGUCUAUCUAGACGGGAGUCCAGUGCAAGGGAAAAUCAGAGUACCGAAAAAGGAGGCGAGGACUCGGAUGGCGAGAGCUCCGAGCAGCACGAAUUCACAUCCGUGUACUCCGAGAAUUCUAGCGAGGGAGAAACUCGGCUCGCGUUACCAAACAUUGUGUUACCGUGCUCGAAAUGCGGCGAGAGUAUAAACAUCUGCCGACUUCAAAGCCACAGGGACUUGCAUAAUGCACUUCAAGUUCUCAAGUUUGCACACGGUUACAAGCCUGCAAGCACGAAUGCACUGAUCAAGAGAAGAAAACUGAUUAUACAACGUAUGCAAGAAUCUAGUGCUCAAAGAGGAGACAAGGGUUUUAGCGAUCGACAACUUCAAAAAAUAAAUACAGCGUUUGAAAUUCUUAAAACUAGUUUAGGGGGGCGAAUGGAUUCCUUCAGACUCCUGUCGAACUCCCUAGACGUGCAUGUGAGCGAGGGACGUGGGGACAGGCUGAGCUGCACAAAAGCAGUGGGUGUCUGUGAAGAGGUAAACGCGCGGUGGAAGAACAUGGAGGAUGCACAUCACUUACAAGACGACUUCCUCCCGCAGACCCCUUCAUGCUUUAUAGGUAUCUAUGACGGCUACUGCGGCGGCACCACCGCGAGAAAGUGCGCGUCGCAGCUACACCAGCUCGUCAGUGAACAACUCGCCUCGCACACAGACCUUACUAAGACCGACUUUAAGACGGCAUUUAGGCGAUCCUACGCGCGUUUCCAAGAACUACUACGAACCAGGACAGAAGACGAGGAGCGGUCGCGCAAUAGGUGGAGCGGCUGCUCGGCGCUGACGUGUGUUGUGACUCCGAGCACGUGCUAUCUGUCGCACGUGGGGGACGUGGGCGCAAUCCUUAUACGCGAGGAUGGCGUGACUAAGAUCCUCACCAGAAAGCACGACUUGUAUAAUAAAAAGGAGCGCGAUAGGGUGCGUAAGUCCAGCGGCGUGAUCGUUAAGACUGAAAAAUGCGCGCUUGUUAAUGGGGCACUUGGAGUGACACGGGGACUUGGGAAUAUCGGGGAUGGGGAACUGAACCAGUCUGUGAUCAUCGCGCCCAAGUUUCGCUGCACUUGUCUGACAAAUAGAGACCAAGUACUUGUGUUUGCGUCCAGCGGACUAUGGAAGGUGUUUUCGGCAGAGGAGGUGGCCAACCUUGUAUUAGGAUUCUUCAGACAGAUCAAGGAAAGCGUGCGCAAAGGGAUCAUUUGGGGGUCGAGAGUACCAUGUGUGUGUGCCAAUGGGCAUAUGGAAUUCGAGGGUAAAAAGUUUGCUGCCAGAUACGCUAACUGCGGCGCUUACUACCGCAAGUUCUUGCGGCCGGAACCCAAACGAGAAAUAGGGCGACCCGCUACAAGCCACAUGUUCAAUUUCAUGAGCUACAAUGAACUUGACAACAUCACAGAGGAAACGCCUACAACACGGGCAGGGCUGAGCGUGCCGGUCUGGUUUAAGAGGGUUGGCAGGCGACUCAGCGACACGUGUAUUGUUUAUAGAGACCCAGAUGCCAUCCAAGACGAACAACUCAAUACUUCUCACGAGAGGUUUACAAAUCGCCGGCACUCGCUGCCUCAUAGGGCUGGUAUGACCAAGCUGUAUGGCCCUCUAGGGUUCAGACCAGACCUCUCCCCUCAAGAUAAGAUCGAACUUGUGGCAAAGUCACUGGCAGAGAGAAUUGUCAAGAGUGCACUGCUGGCAGGCUCAAUAGACAAUCUGACAGUUUGUUCUGUGCUACUGCCUGGAUUUUCGCUAAUCAACGUCUGCACCAUUACCCCUGAACUGAUACAAAAACUUGAUAGACCAGUAACUGGUGAUUGGUAAGACUGGCUGGACCGGCAUUUAGUGGCUGGUGACCACUAAAUGGUGGUAUUUAUUACUGAAUUAAAAACAAAACCUAUUCUAGAAAAA
Messenger RNA from Nematostella vectensis (starlet sea anemone), 2856 nucleotides. RefSeq names its product protein phosphatase 2C-like domain-containing protein 1. The record is from RefSeq and is a predicted model, not a curated record. The transcript is spliced from 2 exons. The coding region runs from base 505 to 2769 and encodes 754 amino acids. Lineage: Eukaryota; Metazoa; Cnidaria; Anthozoa; Actiniaria; Edwardsiidae. Gene Ontology annotation, molecular function: protein serine/threonine phosphatase activity. Gene Ontology annotation, biological process: protein dephosphorylation.